AUGAUUGAUCGCCUCUACCCGGACGACGUGACUGCGCCGAGGCCCCCAUUACAAACCGCCAUCAGACAAAACUCGGCGCGGUCCGCGAUGGCUGAAAGCGUGCGAAAGGCGGCGUCCCGCGCACGCGUUCGGCUGCCCGCGGACUUCGCGGUUAAAAUGAAGACUGUUGCGUCGCCCUACCACCAUUCGUGCAACAGCGAAGACUAUUGCGUGGCCCUACCACAGCACGUAACACAAGCGUCAGCGAUGCGAUCCGAUGGAAACGGCGCGAGGUAUUUAGCUGGCGCGAACGCGGCCGAAAUUAAGCUGUCAGGGCGCGCUGUGAAUUCCGUUUCCCGCGUUACGUGUAAUACCAUCGUCCGGCGCUCUCCCGGUAAUGACUCCGCCGUGUGCGGCGCGUUUACCGCUCGGACUCGUGAAACGCGCGCCCUCAAAGAUGAAAUUGAACGCAUAACGCGCGGGGUCAAGGCGUCGGGACACGCGACCAUUUUUAUU
This is a messenger RNA of Iphiclides podalirius (scarce swallowtail), 495 nucleotides long. NCBI's taxonomy places the organism in Eukaryota, Metazoa, Arthropoda, Insecta, Lepidoptera, Papilionidae. The record is from the annotation of a GenBank genome assembly.